CUUCCAUUUUAAAGUCGCAGAUUAUUCAAAAUCAUGCAGGAAAGAAUGAAAUCUGGACAAAUAAGUCAAAUAGGAAAUGUUCUUCGUAAUAAUUCAUGGAGCGAAGCUCCAGAAAGUGACGAAGAUGUUGAAAAUAGUCAAUUAAAUACUAAUCCCUGUAUAAAUAAAAGAGAUAUUCAGGGAAGGUGUCUGGGGCAAAAUAUAUGUUGCGGCACCAGUAAUAUAGAGGACAAGAUGCGAAGAAAGUUAAGAUUCUUUUUUAUGAACCCUAUUGAAAAAUGGCAAGCAAAGAGAAGAUUUCCGUAUAAAUUUGUUGUGCAAGUGAUAAAAAUAAUUUUGGUAACAAUCCAACUCUGCGUAUUUGCACAUAAUAAUUAUAUGCACGUUAAUUAUACGUGGGACAAUAGAAUUGCCUUUUCCCAUUUAUUUCUUCGAGGCUGGGAUAUAAGCCAAGAAGUACAGGCUUAUCCACCUGCUACAGGACCUCUCGCCCUUUACAGACAAGAUGAAUUUUAUAAAACUGUCGAUUAUGCUUUAACAGGAUACUAUAAUCUCAGUAAUGCGAUUGGAUCGUACUCUUACACGGCUGAAGAUAAUUCAGUUGGCUUGGUUGUUUUGUGCCUAUAUAAUUAUGAAGAAGGAAUUAUAUUUGGUUUUAAUGAAAGCUACAUUUUCAAUAAUAAAAUAGAUGAAACUUGUAUUAAUAUAACGAGACAGGAGGAACAAAAUUUUACAUCAAAAACUCUUCUGCAACAAAGCAACAUUCACGUUAAUUUCUCUGCCCUAGUUAAAGCGGAGUUGAAAUUUGCUCUCAAAACUGUUAACUUAAAGGCUGCUGGACCAAUAACACCUCCCGACUGUUACAAAUUUAACAUAAAAAUUCUCUUUGAUAAUAAAGAUUUUGACGGGCAGAUGCUGCUAUCACUGGACGCAGAGCCUAUGAGACUAGUUUGCAAGGGUGAUACGCAGUACAUAACCGAUAAUCAAAUAGAGUCAGCAUUGCGAACAAUGCUGAACCUACUCGUGAUAAUUAUUUGUAGUAUUUCAUUAGGAUUAUGCUCAAGAGCGAUUUAUCGAGCGCAGAUACUAAAAUUUGAAACUAUGAAUUUUUUUGACAAAAUGUACGGGAAGCCAUUGGGCAUUGACGAACGUUUAGAAUUUUUGAACCUCUGGUAUGUUAUGAUAAUUGCAAAUGAUAUUCUCUUAAUAAUGGGCUCAGCCAUAAAGCAGCAGAUCGAGAAGAAACAGUAUGGUAACGACCAUUGGAAUAUCUGCAGCAUCUUCUUGGGCACUGGAAAUUUGCUGGUAUGGUUUGGUGUACUUCGCUACCUUGGCUUCUUUAAGACAUACAAUGUCGUGAUAUUAACAUUAAAGAAGGCGGCACCAAAAGUUGCUCGAUUUUUAAUCUGUGCCAUACUUAUAUAUGCAGGAUUUACAUUUUGUGGUUGGCUUGUUCUGGGACCUUAUCACAUGAAGUUUCGCUCCCUUGCUACAACGUCAGAGUGUUUAUUUGCCCUUAUUAAUGGUGACGAUAUGUUUGCUACGUUCUCCAUAACAUCGUAUAAAUCGUCGAUGCUUUGGUGGUAUUCGCGCAUCUACUUGUACUCUUUCAUUUCGCUUUACAUUUACGUGGUCCUGAGCCUUUUCAUAUCGGUCAUAAUGGACGCAUACGACACGAUAAAGCUUUACUACAGGGACGGUUUUCCAAAGAAUGAUUUGCAGUCCUUCAUAUCGGUAUGCACGGAGGACGCAUCGAGUGGUGCUUAUAGGGAUGGCCUGGACGACGAUACGAUAUUUGGUGAUUAUCUUACAAGGCUCUGCUGUUGUCGAACAAAGAAGCAGAUUAUCAAGUCCCUCAUACAUUCAAGCGAGAGUAGCAGCUCAAGCUCUGACCAUCCUCAAGCUUAUCAGAGUGCUAUACGCAUUUGAUGUAAUAUCAAAAUUUUUAAUCACGAUUCUGCUUAUUUAUUACGAUCUAAGCUUAUUGUCUGGAUCUAUGAAUUUUACAAAUACGACCAUCAGCCCUUCAACUUUAAAUAUGCAUUCCGUAUAUUAUUGAAGGCGUUGUUU
Molecule: messenger RNA, 2070 nt
Organism: Ceratosolen solmsi marchali
Lineage: Eukaryota; Metazoa; Arthropoda; Insecta; Hymenoptera; Agaonidae
Product: mucolipin-3
Exons: 3
Coding region: 34-1929 (631 amino acids)
Cellular component (GO): lysosomal membrane; plasma membrane
Molecular function (GO): NAADP-sensitive calcium-release channel activity
Source: RefSeq, a predicted model, not a curated record